UUCAGUCAUCGUUAAAGACGUCUCAGCAAGAAAUGGCAGCGCGUAAAUUUUAUGAAAAUAUAUUAAUAAAUUUUCAUAAAAAUAAUAUAAAAUUAUUUGCUGUUUUUAUGAAAACAGCAAGUUUAAUGCAAAAUGCAAAUGUGCUUAAAAGAUCACUUUAA
Messenger RNA from Calliphora vicina (urban bluebottle blowfly), 161 nucleotides. RefSeq lists its product as uncharacterized. Bases 33 to 161 code for a protein of 42 amino acids. NCBI's taxonomy places the organism in Eukaryota, Metazoa, Arthropoda, Insecta, Diptera, Calliphoridae. The transcript has a single exon. The record is from RefSeq and is a predicted model, not a curated record.